UCUGUUUAUUGAGUAAUGGAAAACAUGUUGUGGCCGAAGCUGUUGGCCUUUGCGUUAGUCAGCCUGUCGCUGACUCAGCUGCAUUCGGCCAGGCUCGGCGAUGCUGCUGCUAAGGAGUGCAGCGAGAACUUCACUCGACCUGGAGACAAGUGGAGCGAUUACUUUCAAGCGGAUCGCUACUGUCGCUCUAGGGGAGCUGGCGUGAUAAGUUUUCGACACGAGACGCAUUUGGAAUUUUGGACCUCGAACAUUAACAACCAAAGUCUACUAUGACUGUCAACUAGGUUAGAUGGCUAAAGAAAUUUUAGAUUAAAGUUCUGUUUAAAAAUGG
Molecule: messenger RNA, 331 nt
Organism: Drosophila mojavensis
Lineage: Eukaryota; Metazoa; Arthropoda; Insecta; Diptera; Drosophilidae
Exons: 1
Coding region: 16-273 (85 amino acids)
Source: RefSeq, a predicted model, not a curated record